Molecule: messenger RNA, 1589 nt
Organism: Setaria italica (foxtail millet)
Lineage: Eukaryota; Viridiplantae; Streptophyta; Magnoliopsida; Poales; Poaceae
Exons: 4
Coding region: 44-1390 (448 amino acids)
Source: RefSeq, a predicted model, not a curated record
GGGGCCUUGGUUGGAUCAGGGCAGCAGUUCCGGACAAGAAGGGAUGAUGGGCGUGGCAACACCCGCCGCUCUGCUCCUCUCCAACCACUCCUCGCCGUCGACGCACCGCUGCCUCCUCCUCCGCCCGCCCGAGCUCCUGCGGCCGCACACUUGCGUCACCCACCAUUACGACAAGCGCGUCUCCUUCUCCUCUUCCCCCCCUCGCCUAAGCCGUCAUGCCCUGCGGCCGCCGGGAGCCGCCGCCACGCCGGCCAUCGCGGCCGGCGACCACUGGGGCAACUGGGCCUUCCUCCUCUCCGCCGCCGCAUUCGGCACGUGGUCGGAGGAGAAGACGUCGUGGGGCGCGGCGCUCAGCGGGGCGCUGGUCAGCAUCUUGGCCGGCCUCGCCGCCACGGCCGCGGGGCUGAUAUCCCCCGGCGCGCCGGCGCACGGCGCCGUCAUGGAGUACCUGCUGCCGGCCGCCGUUCCCCUGCUGCUCCUCGGCGCCGACCUCCGCCGCGUCGUCCGCACCACCGGCGACCUCCUCAAGGCAUUCCUCAUCGGAUCUGUUGCAACUAUUAUCGGCACGACGGUGGCUUAUCUUUUGGUUCCGAUGCGAUCGCUCGGUCAUGAUAGCUGGAAGAUCGCAGCCGCGCUCAUGGGCAGCUACAUAGGUGGAGCGGUGAACUUCGUCGCCGUCUCGGAAGCUCUCGGCAUCACGCCAUCCGUUGUCGCCGCCGGCGUCGCUGCAGACAACCUCAUCUCGGCGCUCUACUUCAUGAUCCUCUUCUCAUUGGCAUCGAAGAUACCAGCAGAGCCCAAGAAUGCCGCCACAGACGGCCGGAAGGACGGCGGCGAGCCCGAGGGCGACGGCCGGUUCUCGGUGCUGAACGGCGGCGCGGCGAUCGCGCUGUCGUUCGUCAUCUGCAAGGCCGGCUCGGCCAUCGCCGACCGGCUGGGCUUCCAGGGCGGCACCCUGCCCUGCGUCACAGCGCUGGUGGUGUUCCUGGCGACGGCGUUCCCUGGACAGCUCGGCAAGCUGGCGCCGGCCGGCGAGACCAUGGCCCUCAUCCUCAUGCAGCUCUUCUUCACCGUCGUCGGCGCCAACGGCAACGUCGUGGACGCGGUCACCAAGGCGCCCAGCGUGUUCGCGUUCGCGCUGGUGCAGGUCUCCGUCCACCUCGCCGUGCUGCUCGGUGUCGGCAAGCUCGUGGGGCUCGACAGGAAGCCCCUGCUCAUCGCCUCCAACGCCAACAUCGGCGGCCCCACCACUGCGGCCGCCAUGGCCACGGCCAAAGGCUGGAGCUCGCUCAUCGUGCCGGGCAUCCUCGUCGGCAUCUUCGGGAUCUCCAUUGCCACCUUCCUUGGCAUCGGAUUUGGCAUGUUGGUGCUAAGAAGAAUGUGUGCCUAGCCAUGGCUGGCAUUGCUUCUGCUAAUUACUAGUAAUUACCGUCUCAGUCGCAUUUGUUAGGCUUAACCGCUGCAUAAUCGCAUGGAGAGGAUUUUUCUUUUUGAAAAAGCGUGAGAUUUACAUAGAGAGUUAUAAUCAGAUUUUCGUCCACUGCAGUUGUAAUCAAUCAAAUGCAUACGGCCACUGCAGUUGUCUCUCA